AUGAAGCUUUCCUUCGCCGUCCUUGGCGGCCUAUACGCCCUCGCCGCGGCGCAGUGCGGCACCAUCUCCAACGACAAAAUCCAGGCCUUACACGCCUCGUACGCUGCCGCCGAGGCCGAGGCCCACGUCUUGGGCCGGCGCCAGUCAUCUGCCACGUACGAGAUCCCGACCGUUUUUCACGUCAUCACCGAGAGCGGCACCGUCAGCGGUGGCCAUGUCCCCCAGGACCUUAUCAACAGACAGUUUGACUACCUCAACACCGCCUUUGGCAAGCAUGGCUUUUCCUUUGUCCUCAACGACACCGUGUAUACCCGUCAGCCCAACUGGCGCAGACUCGACACUCCGCUGGUAGGCGCCACUGCGAGGGAGAUGGAAAUGAAAAGGGCGCUGCGCCGGGGCGACUAUGCCACACUCAACGUCUAUGUGACCAGCUUUGCACAGGCCGGCCUUUUGGGCUGGGCUUUCUUCCCAGAAGCCCAACCCACGGCUUCUGAGCUUACCCGCGACGGUGUCGUGAUCGCGACUGGAUCCUUACCCGGCAGCAACUUCAAUGGCGGCACAUUGAUCCACGAAGUCGGUCACUGGCUGAGCUUGGAGCAUACCUUCCGAGGCCGCACCCAAAACGACCCGCUGGGGGGCUGCCGUGGUUCUGGUGACUAUAUCUUGGAUACCCCCGCUGAGUCUUCUUCCGGGGGUGGUUGCCAAAUUCCUGCUAACGUCAACGCCGGUCAGGACCGAGAUACCUGCACGGGAAGCCUGGAAGUAUCUAACCCCUCGUCGAUUCCCGGUCCGGACCCCAUCCACAACUACAUGAGCUAUUCGGCAGAUUCCUGCAUGUCAGAAUUUACCCCCGGUCAGAAGGAGCGCAUGCUGAACGCCUUCGGCGAUCUACGUGCCAAAUAA
Messenger RNA from Cordyceps fumosorosea ARSEF 2679, 903 nucleotides. RefSeq names its product metalloprotease MEP1-like protein. The transcript is spliced from 4 exons. Gene Ontology annotation, molecular function: metallopeptidase activity. Lineage: Eukaryota; Fungi; Ascomycota; Sordariomycetes; Hypocreales; Cordycipitaceae. Bases 1 to 903 code for a protein of 300 amino acids. The record is from RefSeq and is a predicted model, not a curated record.